AUGUACCCACCUGAUAUCCCAGAACCCAAAGAAGUCUCUCUUGCCUCUGCCCUAUCUUCUGAAUUUGCCAAGGAAUCAGUACGAUCAUCAAUUUUCAACAAUAAUAAUAUUAAUAACCGGCCUCUGUCGUCGUACUUUGCUUGUAUUGUUCCUUGGUGGAAUACAUCACACCACAAUAAACAAGACAACACCGAAAAAUUAGCCUGGUGCUAUCGACCACUUAACCACUCCAAAUCAGUAGGCUACAGACCCUUCAAGCAAAAGAACCAGUGUAUCUUGUGGGAACAUGCCCUUCGAAUGGAACAAGUCGAUUCUGCUGAGCAGGAGGAGUGUCAUGUCUGGGAACGUGACAAGAACGGAGUCAAGCGAGACAUCAGAGUUAUCAUUGAAGAACAAGUUGGAUUUGUUGCCGAUCCUUACCGAACACAGCCGCUGGUCUAUGAGGUCAGUGUGUGUAGCAUGGUCAAGAUGAGCUGGAGACAGAGGUUAAUUCAGGCACAAGCUAAAAAGCUCAGAUGA
Phycomyces blakesleeanus NRRL 1555(-) is the source of this 519-nucleotide messenger RNA. RefSeq lists its product as hypothetical. NCBI's taxonomy places the organism in Eukaryota, Fungi, Mucoromycota, Mucoromycetes, Mucorales, Phycomycetaceae. Bases 1 to 519 code for a protein of 172 amino acids. The transcript has a single exon. The record is from RefSeq and is a predicted model, not a curated record.